This is a messenger RNA of Fusarium oxysporum Fo47, 2644 nucleotides long. Its product is annotated as major facilitator superfamily domain-containing protein. Gene Ontology annotation, biological process: transmembrane transport. The transcript has 2 exons. The record is from RefSeq and is a predicted model, not a curated record. Gene Ontology annotation, cellular component: membrane. Lineage: Eukaryota; Fungi; Ascomycota; Sordariomycetes; Hypocreales; Nectriaceae. The coding region runs from base 320 to 2332 and encodes 670 amino acids. Gene Ontology annotation, molecular function: transmembrane transporter activity.
GAAAGCCGUUGGGUUCCCGUUUCUCUCCAGAGCCAAGACAAGGCAAUUCCAAGUCUUGAAUUCCUCAAUUGUCCCCGACCCAUCUAACUCGGGCCUUCGGCACUUCUUCUUUGCCUCCAGUAUAAAACUUUUUCCCUCCCUUGGUGGUUAGCAUUUCCGCUUUGCGCAUGGAAUAUACAUCUUCUUCCAUCUAGUUAUUCCUGCCUCCUCAUAACAACAAACCCCGUGCACAAUUAUCGGAUCCCCUUAAAUUAAGCACCUCAUUUGAUCACCAUCACACUUGGAUCUCAACCCGAGGCUCCAACCGCCUUCUCUCAAAAUGGUUCAUAGGCACCAUCAUCAUGAGUCUACAAUCCCAGGCGAGAUCCCUGUCCCGCACGGUCCUCCAGACAGCGAUUCUGAGCACAUCUCAGAUGAGCCUAUCGCCUAUGCUACUGCUGAUGAGCGUCGCAUCUUCAGCCAUGUAACCCGCCCAGACGACUCCUACACUGAGGACGGUGUCUACUGGGCUGAUCUGCCACUGGCUCAGCGUUAUCGGUUCGUUUCAAAGGUAGACAACGAUGCUGCCAAGGAGGAGGCCAAGACUGCUUGGUCUAUGUUUAAGGAGGAUCCUCUAUCACCUUUCUCGUGGUAUUUCCGCCAUGCUGUCAUUCCUGGCGCCGGUCUUGGUCUGGAAGGUUAUGUCCUUUUCUCCAUUGGCAACCUUGAGCCUCUCUUCAAAGCCGUUUGGCCUGAUUGUUGGGGCAAGGAACCCACUACCUGCUCUCAUAAUUGGAUUGCCUCCGUGACAUACCUUGAAAUCAUCGGUAUCAUGGUUGGCCAGGCUGUUGUUGGUGUUAUGGGAGAUUGGGUCGGUCGCCGAUGGGGCCUCAUUCAGGAUGCUGCCAUCAUGUUCGUCGGUCUGCUCAUGCUCACUGCCUCAUGGGGCCUUACCCUUCAAGGCUGGGUUAUCUGUUAUGCCUGGUCUCUCUUCUUUUACGGUUUCGGUGUUGGUGGCGAGUACCCCAUUACAGCAACUUCUUCUCUUGAAGGUGUUUCUUCUGGUGGAAGGAUCUCGACUCGUGAAGAUCGUCUGCAUCGUGGUCGCCGUGUCACCACGGCUUUCCUCAUGCAGGGCUGGGGCCAGUUCGUGAACCAGGUUAUUCUCAUUGUUCUGCUCGCCAUCUUCAACAACGGCAAGAGUUCGCCUCCCUACAGCAAGUCGGCUGCCCAGUAUACUUUCCGACUGUCUUUUGCAUUCCCUGCCAUCGGUACGCUCUGGCUCCUCUACUAUCGUACUUACCGCAUGCGCAGCGCUGGUAAGCAGCUCGCUGAGGCAAAGAAGCGCUCUAACGUCACCGGCUAUGACGUGAACGCUCUUCGCCACUGCUUUACCAACUUCGGUGGACGUCUCUUUGCUACUGCUGGUACUUGGUUCUGCAACGAUGUCUUCUUCUACGGCAACAAGCUUUUCCAGGGUCAAUUCAUCAAGGUCAUCUCUCCUGACAGCAAGUCUAUCUUCACCACUUGGACCUGGAACCUUGUCAAUAUCACCGUCUCCCUGGCUGGCUACUAUCUCGCAUCUCUUCUCAUCGACAACAAGAUGUACGGCCGGAAGAUGAUGCAGCAAGUGGGCUUCUUCAUGUGCUUCCUGAUGUUCAUUAUUCCCGCCUUCAAGUUCGACUACUACACCAGUCCUGCGGGAAUCCAUUCUUUCCAGGCCAUGUACUUCAUAUCGUCCUUCUUCAACCAAUUCGGUCCCAACUCGGUCACCUUCCUCGUGGCUGGUGAGGUAUUCCCCACGCCCAUCCGUGCUACUGCCCACGGCUUCUCCGCCUGUAUCGGCAAAUCCGGCGCUCUUCUCGCUUCCGUUCUCUACAACUACAUUGAUGACCAGACUAAAUUCUACGUCGUCCCAUGGUUUGGUCUCGCUGGCAUGCUUCUGACAUGGAUCUUUCUUCCCGAUACUACUGGUCUUGAUCUUAAGGAGCAGGAGCGCCGCUGGUACUAUAUUCGGGAUGGCAAGGAGAGUGAGUACCACGGUGUUGCUGUCAACCCUACUCAUUUGUCUCUCUGGGAGCGCUUCCGAGGUCUCGGUAAGAGUUACGACCCCGAGGCUGACUGGCGGGCCAAGGUCCAGGAUAUGCGUACCGAAUGGGAGCUUGUCCAGGCCAGCCGCGGUCCUAAGGAGACUGAAGGUGCUAUGCCCAAUGACGGCGAGUUCUCGCCUGAGAUUCACGAAUUCUUCAAGCGCUCUAGCCCCAAGCACAUUGGUCGUCGCGACGAGUCUCUCAUGGUUGACCCAAUUAACGAGAAGACGGCUGUGCCGUCUGAUGAUUCUAAUUCGAAGUGAUCAUGUCCAAGCAUGGUCGUAUUCGUAGCGAAUCACUGCAUUACACACAUUUUAACAUGUAGCAGUGAGCGGUUUACAGCAUGAGCUUGGCGUCUGGGUUUAAUAUAUCAUUAGUUAGUAAUUCCUGGUUUCGGAAUUUAAAAGUUCGCGUAUGUCAGUUUUGAUAUGUGUGGGAGGUAUAAUUAUGAUGUAUGUUUAAAAGGGGGGGGGGCUUGGAUGAAUCAUAUAUCAGACUUCGGCUUUUCACAAUACGUAUCUCGUAUCUCGUUCUUGUCCGACCAAUGAUCAGAGGUUUGGUUACAUACAAGUGAU